Cyphomyrmex costatus is the source of this 2458-nucleotide messenger RNA. RefSeq names its product ENAH actin regulator enabled (gene ena). NCBI's taxonomy places the organism in Eukaryota, Metazoa, Arthropoda, Insecta, Hymenoptera, Formicidae. Gene Ontology annotation, molecular function: SH3 domain binding. Bases 62 to 2209 code for a protein of 715 amino acids. The record is from RefSeq and is a predicted model, not a curated record. The transcript is spliced from 8 exons.
GUGUAGAAGCAGGAAUACGGCUUGCAUGAAGGCAUAGCAUACGCUCACCGGCCAAGCAAACAUGAAUGAAGUGAGCAUAUCAUCCGCCCGCGCGUCGGUGAUGGUGUACGACGACGUGAACAAGAAAUGGAUACCGAGUGGCAGUUCGUCUGGUCUGUCCAAGGUUCAGCUCUAUCACCACCAGGUGAACAAUACGUUUCGCGUAGUUGGCAGGAAGCUGCAGGACCACGAAAUUGUCAUCAACUGUGCGAUUCUAAAGGGACUUAAGUACAAUCAGGCCACGGUCACGUUUCACCAGUGGCGAGAUAACAAGCAAGUUUACGGGCUCAAUUUUUCCAGUAAAGAUGACGCCGAUGCCUUUGCUCGAGCGAUGCUGCAGGCACUCGAUGUGCUGAGUAAUGGUAGCAACAUAUCAAGGAGUCUCGCUCCAACAACCAACACGACUACUCAACAGCAAACCGCUUAUCAACAGCAGCAGCAACAACAACAGCAACAACAACCACAACAACAGCAACAACAACAACAACAACAACAGAGCCAGGCAACUGUUCAAUAUGAGGAAGACAUGGGAUACAGAACUAUGACUAGGGAAGACGUGGCAAUAAUUCAGGAACGUAGAAUGUCUCAGCAAAGUCAAGCAACUGGAAGUCCUAAUCCUAUAUCACCGAGCUGCCCGCCUGCUACACAGCAACAACAACAGCAACAACAACAACAACAACAAUCCGGUCAUCAUCGAACUUCAUCGGCACCGCCGGCACCACAACCGCCUCCACAACAACUACCAACCCUGCAAAGUGGUGGCGGUACGAUUCCAGCAGCUCCACAAAUGUCGGCUGGACCGGGAGUCGGUCCCCCAGUACCACCGCCCCAACCUCCGAUUGCACCUCCUGCCCCGCCUUGUCCACCGACAAUGAUGAAUUUUAGUUCGUCCGCGACACCGGCGCCACCGAUGAUGAUGAAUCAGUAUGCACAAUCGCCAUCAUCCCAAUCAAAUCAACAGUCUCAAUGUCAGUCUAUUUACGUUACUAAUCAGGCAAAUCAAUAUGGUGUUGCGCCUGUAAGCAAUCAGUACGCGAGUGGAACAGUGGUUCCUAGUAGUAACAGCGGCACUGGAAGCGGUGCGGUCUCUGUCGUGGGCCAGAGUCCGAACCAAUUUCCACCAUCUGGCAGUCAAAAUAACUUUUACGGUACUAAUAGUCAGGCGAGUAAUUACACUACUGGUGGACAGGUUAAUACAGGCCAAUAUAAUCAAUCAGUUGGCAAUCAGGCUGCGCAAUACGGUAGCAGCGGUAAUCAGUAUGGAAGUAAUAGCUCGAUAAAUCAGUACGCCGUCGGUCCGCCACCUGGUCCGGUGAAUCAGUACGCGGUCGCGCAGCCUGGUCAAUCCCAGUACGUAUCUCAGGCACAAUCACAAUAUGGCGGUACCGGGCAGGUACAAGUAGCUGCCACAGCGGGUACGACGAACCCGUAUGGGACACCGUCAAAUUCGGUGAAUCAGUACACUAACAGUGGACAUCACACAGUCAACGCUUAUGCUCCUGUUACUAAUAGUGGUCCUCCACCGCCUCCGAUGGUAUCACUGGCUGGUCCCGCUGCACCGCCUCCACCGCCACCGCCACCUGUACCUAAUGCUAACAGUUCCACCGCUGCUGCUGGUUCGUCUAUUAGUUCCUCGAAUGAUCCUCCACCUGACACCAACUCAUUAGCAGCUGCUCUUCAAGCACGUCUUAAAAAGAAACAGCAACAGUCACAACCAGUGGAGAACAGCGGCUCGAGUACUAGUAGUAGUAGCAGUGGAGGAGGCGGCAAUUAUGGCACCUUAGGGAGAGGUGGAGGCGGCGGAAUGGCCUCCAUGAUGGAUGAGAUGGCUAAGACUCUAGCACGGCGAAGGGCUGCCGCCGAAAAGAAACAACCCGAGCAACCACCGGAACCAGAAAGUUCACCGGACAAGAAAUCUUGGGAUAAAAACAAUGCGUCUAAUAAUAAGUUUCCUAAUGGCGCCGAGUCACCGAAAUCGGUUCGCAAGAGGUUCGGUUCAGCUUCUGAGGAUACUCUUCUUAAAGUAAACGGUGUUAACGACGGAACUUCGCUCACAGCGCAAGAAAUGGAGGCCUUUAAGGUGGAGAUAAUUAAAGAAGUGCGGAAAGAAUUUCAGAAAAUGAAACAAGAAAUAAUCGAUGCCGUAAGAACAGAACUGAAUAAGAGAUAAAGAAGAUAUAAUAAAGAAGAGAUAGAAGAUACAAAACCGAGCUCUCAAAACCGAAAAGAAACAGAAAAAAUUUGAAGCAAAACAAAAAAUUUCAAGAGAGAGUUAUGUGACUAGAUUGCUCGAUAUCAAAGCGAUAUCAUUGAGAACUACGUACAGGUUUUUACAAUAUAUUUACGAGAAUGUAAUGCGUUUAUACAUUCAUGUAUAUCGAACAUUUAUAUAUAAGUAAAUUAAUCGUAGCGUCUUAAG